AGAGAGAGAGAGAGAGAGAGAGAGAGAGACUUGUCCUUCUUUCUCUCCUUCGUUUUUUAUUUUUUUUUCUUCUGUUUAAUAGCUCAUUUUCACCUCUUCUCUCCUUUUUCAUCUGUCUUGAACUGAAAGGAGCCCUAGAACAACCCAAGAAAAAGCAGCCUCCUUCAAAAUCGAUCUCUUUUCAUUCACGAUCUAUUAAAGUGGAAUCGAAUUCUCAAAGGACUUGUGAACGUCGUUCAUUUUGCUGCUGUGGUGUUAGGAGCACUGGUUUCUUUAGUCUUCUCUUGAUAUUUUUGAAGUAUCAACAUGCCAAAGGAUAGAAGAGAUCGUUCCAUAUCUUUUGAUAGGUACAGGACAUCUCCUUAUACAUGCAGCUCCAGUUGUUCAAGACGAUCUUCACCUAAAAUCCCUUCAGAUACUGAUGAGAAUUUGAAGGAAUGGGAAGAGGCCAGGUGCCCUGUAUGCAUGGAACAUCCUCAUAAUGCUGUUCUCCUUAUUUGUUCUUCACAUGAGAAAGGUUGCCGUCCUUACAUGUGUGACACAAGCUAUCGUCAUUCUAAUUGUCUUGAUCAGUUUCGGAAGUCAUUUUCAGAAACAACACCAACAACUCCACAACCACAAGAAAGUAGGCUUAGAACCAUGAAUUCUCCUGCAGUCGUCAGCUCAGUAUCAACAGUUAUAGAUCCACCAGAAGAUCGAUCUGAGGAAGGAUCCUUACCCACUGAAACCAUUUCUUGUGAGAACAAGGUGCAGCCAAAGCUAGUAUGCCCACUCUGUCGGGGGCAGAUAAAAGAGUGGGUUGUCACUGAACCUGCGCGAAGUUUCAUGAAUGCGAAACCAAGAAGCUGUGCCUGUGAGACAUGCAAUUUUACUGGCUCGUAUUCGGAUCUCAGGAAGCAUGCGAGGCUUGAACACCCACUUGUUCGACCAUCAGAGGCUGAUCCAGAGCGGCAACGUAAUUGGAGGAGGCUGGAGCGUCAGAGGGACCUUGGCGACUUGCUUAGCACCCUCCAAUCUUCGUUUGGAGAAGAGAGGGGUGAUGAGCCUAUAGAUGAUGGUGGUUGGCUUACUGUAUUCUUUCUUAUAAGAGUUUUUAGACCUGGAUCUAGUCCAAGGAGUAGUAGCUGGUCUGGUACAUCAAGAGCCAGAGCACCACUAGGUUUCAGAAGGAGAGCCACCCGGCAUUGGGGGGAGAAUCAUGAAGGUGAAACUGGAUCUUCUUCCAGAGAGGAUGACAAUGAUUCUUCAGAUGGCGGGUCAGGCCCUUGGAGGCGCAGCGAGCGGAUCAGGCGAAGGACAACGCCAGACCAGUUGUGAUUGUGGAACUUUGUGGUAUCUUUUUGGUUGCUUUUAGAAGAUCCUACGACUGCGGAACAUAAGGAACCAAGGUUCUUUGGCAAGCAUUGGAUGAAGUUCCACGAAGUAUCAAAUGGUUUCUCUUAGAAGUUGCUUGAUUGUUUAUCCUAAGAGUGAGCAUAUUGUAACUUGAUGAAAAGAGAAUUAAAUAAUUUAUAUCCUUGGCAUUUGUUGUUGUUUGGGUUAUGUCAAAUAUUCUAUAUUUCAAUUACUAGAAAGCUGGAAAUAAAUUUGCUGGUUGUUGACUA
Molecule: messenger RNA, 1604 nt
Organism: Populus trichocarpa (black cottonwood)
Lineage: Eukaryota; Viridiplantae; Streptophyta; Magnoliopsida; Malpighiales; Salicaceae
Exons: 3
Coding region: 307-1317 (336 amino acids)
Source: RefSeq, a predicted model, not a curated record